This is a messenger RNA of Cladophialophora carrionii CBS 160.54, 777 nucleotides long. RefSeq lists its product as uncharacterized. Gene Ontology annotation, molecular function: mRNA binding. Lineage: Eukaryota; Fungi; Ascomycota; Eurotiomycetes; Chaetothyriales; Herpotrichiellaceae. The transcript has 5 exons. Gene Ontology annotation, cellular component: nucleus. The coding region runs from base 1 to 777 and encodes 258 amino acids. The record is from RefSeq and is a predicted model, not a curated record. Gene Ontology annotation, biological process: mRNA export from nucleus.
AUGUCUGGCAGGCUAGAUCAAUCUCUCGACACCAUCAUUGAUAGCCAGAAGAAGGCAAAACGCGAGACUCGUCGUCGCAAGGUCGGAAAGCCUUCCGGAACAACUGCUCCUGUCGGUGGUGUCAAGAAGGCAACGAGACCCGUCAAGUCGGCCAUCAAGCCCGCAACUGGCGCUGCAGCUCAAGCUCGCUCCAGCAAGAUCGUCGUCAGUGGCUUGCCACUCGAUGUCAACGAAGCCCAGAUCAAGGAAUAUUUCGGCAAAUCCGUAGGCAACGUCAAGAAGGUUUCCCUGCAAUAUAACCAGACCGGUCAGAGCCGUGGUAUUGCAGACAUCAUCUUCUCCAAGCCAGAUUCUGCGGCCAAAGCAGCAAAAGACCUGAAUGGAAUGCUGGUGGACAAGCGACCAAUGAAGGCAAGCACGACACCCCAUGUUCCAACACCGGCUCCAGCCAAGUCACUUGCGGAACGUGUUGCCGCCAACCCGAAGGCUCAACCCAAGUCAGCUACUGCGACCAAGAAAGUCGUCGGAAAAGAUAGUGCCAAGGGGCGACCUGCUGGUAAAGCCGGAAAGCCAAAGCGUGGCCGGAACUCGCGACCAAAGGCCAAGACCGCUGAAGAACUCGACGCCGAAAUGACCGACUAUUGGGGAGGCAACAAUCCGUCCGCCGCCGGUACGAACACCGAUGCUACCGCUACGAAUGGUGCUGCUCCCGCAGCCACCACUGGCGAGGACGCCAUGGAGGAGAUUUCAGUGAGCGACAUCGAAUUCAUCUGCUGA